Molecule: messenger RNA, 627 nt
Organism: Styela clava
Lineage: Eukaryota; Metazoa; Chordata; Ascidiacea; Stolidobranchia; Styelidae
Source: RefSeq, a predicted model, not a curated record
AUGUUUGAAAACCACAUCGCAUUUUUCAUUUUACUGCUAAACAUCUACAUUACCAAUUUGAUUAAAAUUCAAGAAAUAACUAAAAAGUUGGCAGUAGAAUUGAAUGAACAAAAGAAAACAAACGCGGUAAAGAAAGAACCUAGCGGGGGUGUUUUUCUAAAAACACGAACGGCUAAGCGGAAAAUUGGAAGAGUAACAUUGCUAAAAGAAAAUUGCAAAUUAAAGAUUGGAAAUAUCUGCUAUUUCACUGUCAUAUUUGGGAAAUAUUACGUCAACUACACCGAAGCCAAUGCGAUUUGUAAGAAAAGUAACGCAGAUGUUGGUUUGAUUCGAGACGAAGAAUCCUACAAUGAGAUUAUGAAAUACCUGAUAAAGAAUAUGCCCAAGAGUGAGACGUGGAUUAGAAUAUGGACAGGAAUCCACUUUGAUCCAAUGACUCGUGACGUCACACCUACAAAUUCUUUCAUCAAAUGGUUUCAACAUUAUCCAUUCACUGGAAUCUGUCACAAAACUUCCACAAAUGUUCACCUUUUCGUCAAAUCCAAACUGGAUCUCAGAUAUCAAGUGAUGUUGAAUGGCGCUCCUAGCAGAAAGCUUCAUGGAGUUAUUUGUGAGAUCCUGAUCUAA